Molecule: messenger RNA, 2121 nt
Organism: Ornithodoros turicata
Lineage: Eukaryota; Metazoa; Arthropoda; Arachnida; Ixodida; Argasidae
Product: FAST kinase domain-containing protein 3, mitochondrial-like
Exons: 5
Coding region: 76-2115 (679 amino acids)
Biological process (GO): regulation of mitochondrial mRNA stability; mitochondrial RNA processing
Cellular component (GO): mitochondrial matrix; ribonucleoprotein granule
Molecular function (GO): RNA binding
Source: RefSeq, a predicted model, not a curated record
UCAAGAUGACGGCGCCCAGUCAGCAAUUCGGCGAUAUGGAAAAUUAAUCUGUAAACUUUAAAAUAGCCCACUAAAAUGUUCCAAACUUUGAAAAUACAACGCACUGUAAGAUGGUUAAAGAUAGUUCUUCACCGGGAAAUCCGGUGCAUCCUGAGAAACUACAGCAACACACUAACAGCGAACACAAUUUAUUCCCCGGCGUUGAGGCAGACCGGCUUGAAACGCGUGUGCAGUGUCGGCCUGCUUCUCAGGUGUAUGUCAUCAAAAGAAGCAGAUCGGAACGUGACAAGAUCGACGUUGAUCAUGCAAGACGGAAUAAGUAUAGAAGAAUUACCUGUCCUUAUCAAGAGAACAUCAGCUGAAGCACUGCUUUCAGACGGGGUGCCGGCACAAGCUGAAACGGAACCUUCCUCCGCAAGUUCGCCGUCCGAUAACUCAAACAGUGUCACCACCGUCUUCGAUGACUGCAGCACUGUUAAGGACGUGUACACCGUCCUGCAACAUAUCGACCCGAAGCUACUUACUCCUGCAGUUGGUGUGAAAGCGCUGGACAAGUUACUAGCGAUGAAGUGUCACCCAAGCGGAGAUACUCGAUCCAAACGAUCUCAGGGUGAGAACCACGCGUCGAUGGUCAUCACGGAACUCUGCAACCUCAUAACAACAUCUCGCAGCUCCGAAGUUAUCAUUGACGGACUUCGUGCGCUCGUAAAGCACAGCCAGAACCCGGCAGAGAAGGCAAGUUGCGUAGACACAUUCGUGCAAGUCAUCUUGAACAGAAUCUGCGAUGCCAGAAUCACGCUACCGGAAAUAUUAGAAGCCACCGCGCUCCUUACUAGCUGCGGAAGCCAGUACAUGGGCACCGUCGAUCAUUUUUGGCAAGGUAUCACGGCGCAGUCCGCGGACAUGGAAAAGAAACACAUUCUAAAGCUCUACAGCUUGCUUCCGUACUUCAAGAGCUCACAGAAGGUCGUCCUGCGAGCGGCUGCGCAGCACACCAGUAGGCAACUUAUCGACAUGAAGUCCGAAGACGUCACUUACAUACUCGGCGUACUGACGAGGCUAUCGGGAGUUCCGCAGAGCUUGCUUCAAAAUUUGACCAAGUGGAUCAGUCUCAAUCUCCAUGUCGUUCCCGACAAAGAUUUUGGGUUUUUGAUCAAAUGCCUGAGACUUUUAAGGUAUUACGAUCCAGUCGCUGAGAGGGUACUCGAGAGGUACAUCCGCGUUCGUGGAGCCGGCAUGGACCAAGACAUAGUCCAUGCGCUGUGCGAUUACUGCACUACCUUCCGGUGGAGAAACGAGACGCUCCUCAAUGCCGUGUCAGACUUUUUUGUCAGGAACCACAAGGACAUGGCGCUCCUGAACGUACGCGUGGUUGUGAAUGCUUUCGGGUUCCUCAACCUGGUCCCGAAGAACCCGAUGGACUUUUUCGGAUCCUUGGAGUGGGUGCUCAGAGAGAGGUUUAACCAGUUUCGGCCCGACCAUGUAGUAGACAUUCUUGUGUCCUGUCUCUACCUGCAGAGGUACCCUCUGAACUUUGUCAAGAGGGUGUUCAGUCCAUUCUUUUUGGAUAAAAUGAAUGAAACGCUUCAAGAACACGAGUUACAGAAGUGCAGCCGAAGACUCAAAUUUUUGGAUUCUGCUUUAGCCCUCGAGUGCAAGCAAUACUAUGGACCCUACCUUCCGAGGGACCACAGCGCAAAAAGCUUGAGGAAAGAUGGACGAAUAUCACGAUUGCGUCACACGCUACACGACGACCUGAGCAGGGUUCUUGGCGGCGACAAGAAUUUUCGUUUCUCCGUUGUGCAGCCUCAGUUGCCCCUCUUAGAGAUAUACAUCAUUGAUUAUUUAAUCCAGCUCAACAAGCAAGGCAAGCCAAUCCCGGCUGAUGCAACGUCGGGUAUUGACAGAGUGCUGGCAGUGGUCAUCAGCUUGGCCGAACAUUACUGCAACGACGGAAGUCACAUGACGGGCCAGCACGCAACCAGACUCCGUCUGCUUCGCCUCUUGGGCUACGAGGUGGUCGAGCUCAAUUACGACACUCUGCAGAAACUGCGACCAGCUUCAAAGGAGAGGUUGAAUUAUUUAAAUGAACAGAUUUUUAAUAGGCAAAGCUAGGGCAAA